Messenger RNA from Eremothecium cymbalariae DBVPG#7215, 672 nucleotides. It is a transcript of the gene PSY3, whose product is annotated as Psy3p. The record is from RefSeq and is a predicted model, not a curated record. Gene Ontology annotation, biological process: recombinational repair. Gene Ontology annotation, cellular component: Shu complex; nucleus. Lineage: Eukaryota; Fungi; Ascomycota; Saccharomycetes; Saccharomycetales; Saccharomycetaceae. The transcript has a single exon. Bases 1 to 672 code for a protein of 223 amino acids.
AUGGAUAUAGUCUACAGAUGCAAGGUAUAUCCCUUGGAUAGGUUCCUGAAACCACAUUUAUACACAUUGAACUGGCUUCCGGAACUAUCUGUUGACGACAAAAGGAAACCCGUCAGGUUUCUUCACAUCGUUGAAAAAUCCAUGGGAUUACUAGAUCGUUGGAAAGCAUCCUUUCUUCGACAACUACUCGACCAAAACGAUCCUGCAACCGUUCUGGUGAUCGAUGCUAUUUCAAUAUGGUCUCGUAUGCUCCCUCAUAAAUCCGAAUCGCAAGUUCACUAUCUCAACAACCCCAGCAUUCUUCAAUUUUCUGGACUUGUUGGGUUUCUAGCUCAACUUUGCGAAUCACCAGACCUUGCUCUUCGCAGCAGAUGUGACAUACAUGCAUCCUUGGAUGCUCCAUUGAAGACUGUCAUAUUAGAUAACCUAUCUGCGUAUUACUUUCAAGAAAACGCCUCACUAGAGACUUUGCGCAAGCUAUUGGAGACUUUGCAUGCUACCUUAGGCUGUGCCGUGGUCACGUUUGGAUACGGCAUAGAGUAUUACGAAGGUGUUGAUAAUACAUAUCCAACCAGACCUUCUGAAAUAAAAGGUCCCUGGCCUACUAGACUGGACUAUUCAUAUUUAAAAGCAAUGGAUAGUGUCCUAGUGUUCACCCAGGACAAGAAUUAG